AUGUUCCCCCACCAUGCGCGUAAAUGCUUACAGACCCCCUUAAUAAUCUCCCGCAAAGGCAAACCAACUCCAUCCCAUAAAACGCGGACCCAAAUUCUCUGUUUUUGUUCUUUCUCUGCCACUCCCAUUUCGCAUUCAUCACCGGCUCAAGCUCACUCCGACCUCCUCACACUCUGCUCGAACCUCCAUUCCCUUCGCCAAACCAACCAAGUCCAUGCCUUUGCGCUUCUCAAUGGGUUGCUUCCCAGAAGUGUCUCUCUUUCUGCCUCCCUUAUGCUCAACUAUGCCAUGUUUGGAAACCCUUCAACUUCUCUGCGUCUCUUCGACGACACCGUUGGGUAUUGUCGCACCGCGUUCUUGUGGAACACACUCAUACGGGCUAAUUCGAUUGCUGGAGUUCAUGAUGGGUUUGAGUCUUAUAAUCGCAUGGUUCGCUGCGGUGUUGGACUCGAUGAUCAUACCUUCCCUUACGUUCUCAAGGUGUGUUCAGACUUUGGGGAGGUCCGGAAAGGGAUGGAGAUUCAUGGGUUUGUUUUGAAGCUGGGUUUUGAUUUCGAUGUCUUUGUUGGGAACACUUUGCUUUCCUUUUAUGGGAAUUGUGGGAAACUGAGUGAGGCAGUGAAGGUCUUCGAGGAAAUGCGUGAAAGAGAUGUUGUGUCAUGGAAUACGAUUAUUGGGGUUUUUUCUGUAAAUGGGCUUUAUACGGAGGCACUUGAAUUUUACCGAGAAAUGAAUUCCAGUUUUUGGGUUAAGCCAAAUUUUGUUAGCGUGAUCACCGUGUUGCCCGUUUGUGUUGGGCUUGAAGAUGAGCUGAUGGCGACCCAGAUUCAUUGCUAUACCGUUAAGGUUGGUUUGGAUCGUCAGGUGACUAUUGGCAAUGCAUUAGUUGAUGUAUAUGGGAAAUGUGGGAAUGUGAAGGCUUCAAAGCUUGUUUUUGACGAAAUGUUCUGUAGAAAUGAAGUCUCUUGGAAUGCAGCUAUCACUAGUCUUUCUUAUAUUGGGCAUGACGAGGAUGCUUUUAAUACAUUUAAAUUAAUGAUUGAUUGUGGGAUUAGUCCGAAUUCUAUCACCAUUUCUAGCAUGGUACCAGUAGUGGUUGAACUAGGAUUUUUUAAAGCAGGAAAAGAAAUUCAUGGAUUUAGUAUAAGAAAAGGAAUUGAAUCUGAUAUUUUCAUUGCAAACUCGUUAAUUGAUAUGUAUGCCAAAUCAGGCCAUUCAACUAAGGCAUCCCAUGUGUUCCAUGGGAUGGGUGGAAGGAAUAUUGUUUCAUGGAAUGCGAUGAUUGCUAAUUUUGCUCAAAACAAGCUUGCGUUGGCAGCCGUAGGACUCGUAAGACGGAUGCAAGCUCAUGGUACAGCACCUAACCUUAUCACCUUCAUAAAUGUUCUUCCGGCUUGUGCUCGUUUGGGUUUCAGUCAUUGCGGGAAAGAAAUCCAUGCUAAGGCAAUACGUACAGGAUCUGCCUCUGACCUGUUUGUCUCCAACGCUUUGACAGACAUGUAUUCAAAAUGUGGUUGCCUAAAACUUGCACAAAGCGUGUUUAAUAUCUCUCUAAAAGAUGAGGUAUCUUAUAAUAUACUAAUUGUAGGCUAUUCUCAAACAAGUGAUUGCUCAAAGUCCUUUAGGUUGUUUUCAGAAAUGAGGCUUGUAGGGAUGAUUUAUGACAUUGUUUCCUUUGUGGGUGUUAUAUCCGCUUGUGCAAAUCUAGGUGCAAGCAAGCAAGGGAAAGAAAUUCAUGGAUUUUUAUUGAGAAAGCUUUGUCACUCUCAUCUUUUUGUUGCAAACUCACUUUUAGACUUUUACACCAAAUGUGGACGAAUUGAUAUUGCUGCUAAGGUCUUUAGCCAGAUUCCGAAGAAGGAUGUAGCCUCUUGGAAUACUAUGAUAUUGGGAUAUGGAAUGCUAGGUGAACUGGAUACUGCAAUAAGUCUUUUCGAAGCAAUGAAGGAAGAUGGUAUAGAGUAUGAUUCGGUAUCAUACAUUGCAGUUUUAUCAGCUUGUAGUCAUGGAGGGCUAGUUGAAAAGGGGAAGAAAUACUUUGAGGAGAUGCAUGCUCGAAAUAUCGAGCCAACACAAAUGCACUAUGCUUGUAUGGUUGAUCUCCUUGGCCGAGCAGGGCUUAUGGAAGAAGCUGCAAAUCUAAUUAAAGGCCUGCAUAUUAAACCAGAUGCCAAUGUUUGGGGUGCUUUGCUUGGGGCAUGUCGAACCCAUGGCAAUGUAGACUUAGGGAGGUGGGCAGCUGAGCAUCUAUUUAGGUUGAAGCCUCAGCAUUGCGGGUACUAUAUACUUCUUUCAAAUAUGUAUGCAGAAGCAGGGAGAUGGGCUGAGGCAAUUCAGGUGAGGGAAUUGAUGAAGUCAAGGGGAGUGAAGAAGAACCCUGGUUGCAGUUGGGUUCAGAUUCGUGAUCAGGUACAUGCUUUUGUCGUUGGGGAGAGAAUAGAUGGAUUUGACUCAGGUUUUUUGGCUUGCAGAAUCUAAAUAAAUGAGAAGUUAGCAGCUCCAACAGAUCAUUUUUCUUUUUUGUUUUUUUUUUUUUUUUGGGACAUUGAACUUUGUAAUAAUAUCUCAGUGAUGAAUAUAGCUGAUAAGAUUUUCUAUU
Ziziphus jujuba (common jujube) is the source of this 2599-nucleotide messenger RNA. RefSeq names its product pentatricopeptide repeat-containing protein At4g14170-like. The transcript has a single exon. The record is from RefSeq and is a predicted model, not a curated record. Gene Ontology annotation, biological process: RNA modification. Gene Ontology annotation, molecular function: protein binding; RNA binding. Bases 1 to 2478 code for a protein of 825 amino acids. Lineage: Eukaryota; Viridiplantae; Streptophyta; Magnoliopsida; Rosales; Rhamnaceae.